This is a messenger RNA of Seminavis robusta, 4267 nucleotides long. NCBI's taxonomy places the organism in Eukaryota, Bacillariophyta, Bacillariophyceae, Naviculales, Naviculaceae. The record is from the annotation of a GenBank genome assembly.
AGUAUAACUGUUCAUUUUCUUCGAGAUGGCUUUCAUGGUGCUGCAGAGCUCCUGGUGUUGCUUUAUCAAGUUCGGUCGAGUUCGGUCGCAGGGCGCCUUUCUUUCCUUACUUGAUCGGAUCAAGACUCAUUAGGCUCUUCCAGUAGACGAGCCCAGCUAGCAUCCAAAACCGGGCCUGCAAGUACAGCCGACGACGAUGGACUCGUCAUGAAAGCCUUCAGGGCCGCCUUUGGGUUGCAAAGUGUUGCCGACCCUCCCAAUGUCGGAUUGUGGUUUCGGAUGCAUCUUGACCAAAGUGGACGCUUUCGGGCUUUGCAAGGCGACCCGACACCACAAAUCUGGCCUUUCACGAAGCAAGUCGUACGAGAUACUCUGCUCAAAUGCUCCCGUAUAGAGCCCAAGCGCGGCGGCUUCCAUCACGGUGCAUGCAUCGGAAGCAUUGCGAACUCUGGCUAUUCCGCGCCGAUUGAGCGCUAAUAAGUACUUGAUUUGUUCGUUGUAUUCACACCAAGGAGAGCAUUCUUCAAGCGACGUAUUAUUCUUUUGGAGAAGGUCCAGGCAGUCUGACACUAUAUCAUCUCGUAUCAAAACAGCCGACAACUCCUCUGAAAAUGACGAGACUUCAAAGCUCUCAAGUGACUGGUGGGUCCGUAUCGCUUGAAAUAUGGGUAGAGGGUCAAUGAAAACUUCCUCGAGCCGAAGCACCUUCAGGGUCGGAGUCGAAGCAAGGAACUGUGCAAUGUGAGAAGAAAGUUCCGUGUCAAUCUCUUCCUCGACGUCGUCGUUUGCCCGAGUGCAACGCAAUGUGAGAUUCUCUAGAUUUCGAAUCGUCUUUGGAAGCAGGGAAAGUUGAUGCAGCAAGAACGGACGAUCCCGACGGUCCACAUCAAGGUCCACAUGAUAAACGCAUCGUCGUCGUUCCGAGUACUUGGCUGUAAGGUUUGCUCUGGGGAUGCGAUGGUUUUCCCUGGCAGUUUGAAUACUCAAUGUAAGGGGGUCACUGAAUUUGCGAUUGCCCAACCCCUUGACGAUGGCUUCAUACCAAGCUUCUCUCGAGGAAGCCACAGAAUAUUCUUCGGUUAGGAUCACCAAGAACCCCACGCGACAGUUGCUUUGGAGGAAUCCUUGAAAUGCAUCCACAACUCUUCUUCGCUCUUGGUCGCUCUCUAUGCUGCUCAGGAUGGGCAAUGAAAUCUUUUCGAGCCUGGCCUUGCAUUGAUUGUUCUGAAGAUACCGCAUGAUAUAAAUGAAUGCAUCGCUCUCCCAGCCAGACGGAAGAGCCAACGCCAGACGCUUCACGUUUGUCAAUAUCUUUGUGAUCAGUUUUGCCUGAUCCAACGUAAAGGCCGACUGUCGUGCCUGUGCCUGUGGGAUGUCCCAGCAGCGAUUGCACACAUGUAGGUCCUGUUGGUUGAUUUGUUUCGUAAGAAAGAGGUCCGCGAUGAAUUCCAGCAGCUCCAUGGGCUGGUUGGUGAGUUUUUCCAUUGGGAUGGGGUAUCGGGUGUUGGCCAUGGCCAACUCAUAUGGCAAGCAACCGCGACCCAUUGUGGUACGGAUGGAAAGCGUCUCUGGAUCCAAUUCAAUGAGAUAUUCAAUCACAUGCAUUGGACAAUAUUGGCACGCGACGUGAAUUGGCGCCCUCCCAUGUGCAUCCCUCGUUCGCAAGAGUUGCUUGAGAUCGGAUCGGCCAUCGCAGAGAGCUUUGACAAACUCGAGCUGCUGGAGGAGCUCGGCUCUACCCUCCAUCAGCAGCCAGUGUAGGGGAGUGCCAUGGGCCAAGCCAAUGUCAUACUGUUUGAGGAUCAGCGAUGGGAAUUCAUUGAGCAAUGCCACGGGGAACCACUGGUUGUCCAGCAUCCACUGCACCUGAAACUGCAACUUUCUUUUCCUCAGGAAGAAAUAUAUCGCCUUUGCUGUUGUCUGCAUCUCUCUCUUAAGGUUUCGUUCGCCUACCGGUACUAUGUGUGUUGCUUUUAUGUGCUUUGUUUGUUUGCUUGGUCUUGUACGACUGGGUUGUGCCGUUGUGAGCGUGACUUCGGAAGCACGGCUGAAGGUUUUUUGCAAAAAUUCAGGACUGAGAGGUUUUUCACGGUUGGAUCCAUUGUAUCGCCCGGGGUAUGGGGCAACUAUACCGGUAGGAUUUAGACACACAACACGGCACUGCCACACUCUAAAUUGUAUGGCAGUUAUGUGCAGUUACUUUUCGUGCAGUUACGUUCUGUAAAGCUACGUUUUACUAUUGAAAUUAGUGUACCAAGUUACUUGCCGUUACGUGACGUUACGACUUGUUACGAAACAUUACGCGUAUCUACGCAAUGAAAUCCAUAAGUUGCCCCAUACCCCGGUGAAACCAAGGAACCUCGAAUUCGUGGACUGGACGCGGAGAGCAACACCAACGAAGGGCAGCCUCUGCGUACAUGUACCGGUCACCAUGAACCUCUUCAGGCGGACGAGCAACAAACGCGCAGCGGAAGAAGUUGGGGAGCUUUUGAUCCAUCUUCACCUCCAAUCUGCGGCCAACGGCUCCACCCCAAGGACAACGGAGCUGUUACCCCAGCUAUUGAAAAAGCUAUCUCAGAAUCCAAGACUCACACGUCUUUCCUAUGCAUCCGCUUGGCGGCAACGCAAUGUCUUCCCCCCAAUUUGGCACUUCCUUCAGGUUCCAAAUGUACCGCUAGACUCCCUUCAGUCUCUUUGUAAAUUGACAUCCAAGGGAAAGCUAAACGCAGAUUUGCAAACUUGGAGCCUGCUUCAUUGGGCGUGUGAGGACCCGAAUUUGGCACCCGAGGUGAUGGAGUUUUUGGCUCGACAGGCUCCAUAUCUGCUACAAAGUCGGGCUGGAAGAGGUCAUAUCCCAUUGCAUUUGGCCAUGCAAAACAAUGUACCGGCGGGAACCUUGAUUCUGCUGCUGGAGCUAUACCCAGAUCCAAUACAGUGGCACACGACGUGGUCGUUGGCCGUUCUCACAGGACAGCCGCCAGAGCUUUUGGAGUACAUGGGACGCAGGUACAACUCAGAAAAUCUGUGGUUGGAGGAUUCCCGCAUCCCCGAGCUGUUGCGCUUGCCCAUGACUGCCCCACGAGCUCAUGGGUUCAAUUCUGUGUUGACUCGUUUGGAUAGCGUGUCAUUCAAGACCAUCACAUGGGACGUGGAAGGUUUCACGGUGUUUAUGCAAGCCCUGGAGACCAACACAUCCAUCUCGGAAGUGGCCUUUCUGAAGCUCCCCGAUCUUCGCGAUUGUUCAAUAGGCCAGCAAGUUCCUGCUUGGCAAGCAUUUCGUCGUAUGCUGCAAACGAACAAGGCUCUCAAAUCCUUGGGGUUGCAAUGGGUUUCUGAGAAAGAUAUGGCACAAUGGGAAAUGUGGCUGCAGAUGAUCCAAAAGGAAUUGGAGGGGAAAGUGGCAUUGUCCUCUCUAAAGCUUGACGUGAUAUGGAGCAAUGUCGUUGGCACAGAUCAUCGUAAAGAAACAACCUUUCAAUGGAUGUUGUGGGCAGGUUUCGAGCGUAGGAAAAGUUAUCAUUUGGUGAACUGUGAUUUUCGGUUCCAUCUCAAGCUAAUCCGCCGUGUAUUCCGCUCCCUCGACCUUCUUUGGCUGGAAGUGGACACACGAAACCAAAACGCACUGAACGACUCACACCGCGAGAAGCUUGCCUCUGGUAUUGUCUCACUCUUGAGCGACUCCCAUGUGGCGGUGAAGGAGCUCGUCUUGAACAACCUGAAUAUAGAUGUUGUGGCCGUGUUCGAUGCACUAAGGACCAACCAGUCGCUUCAAAAGUUCCGAGCACUAAAUUGGCCAGAUGAAGAGGACGAGAGCAAAAGCGACAGAGUCACAUGUGCUUGUGUGGAUUUACUGAAACUGCACAACCGUACUCUGACAGCAGCUAGUCCGUGGGACAGCUUCGACCCUCGGGUUCAACACUACCUGCAGCUGAAUGAAAUGGGGCGUGCCAACGCCCAAGCAGGAGAGGACAUGUCCCAGCUCCUUUGCAACGUCUUUGCCAAGCGUAUUCGAGACCAUGGGUGUCCGGACCAAUUUUUACAGAACAUGUUGUACGGGUUGUUGCGGGAGUCACCUGGCUUGUGGUGCCACACGGCUGCCUGGAACUCGUCAUUGCUCGCGGCUCGUUGCUGGCCUUCGUCACUGGAAACAAACAGUUCAAGUUCAAGCGACUCUUGUAUGUCUGCGUGCAAUGAUCACUUUGAAGCAACAGGCAAGGAACGUGCGCAGCAGAGGCGGUGGUGUUUUCUUCCUUUCCGAAGGAAGUAG